Messenger RNA from Ricinus communis (castor bean), 2219 nucleotides. Its product is annotated as ACT domain-containing protein ACR12. The record is from RefSeq and is a predicted model, not a curated record. Lineage: Eukaryota; Viridiplantae; Streptophyta; Magnoliopsida; Malpighiales; Euphorbiaceae. The transcript has 9 exons. Gene Ontology annotation, cellular component: chloroplast stroma; chloroplast thylakoid membrane. The coding region runs from base 1378 to 2004 and encodes 208 amino acids.
AGGGCUCAUUAGAGAGAACCCUACGAUCUUUGAACUUUAGGAGUUCACAACCUUCAACAAAUUUCUUCUUGUCUUAUUCCAUUAGAAAAUAACAUUUAAAUAGUUACAAGAGAGGGUAGGCUAGCCUCUAACUCUUAAAGCCUACUUGCCAUAAUUAAGAACAAACAAUUAAGGAAGACUAUAUAAGGAAGAUCCUAAGAUUUACCUAUAAUAACUAAAUAGGAAAUUAACUAGCAAAAUAUUAAGAAAGACAAUUAAGGAAAACUUAAUGAUUCUAAGAAUUACCUAUAAUAGCUAAAUAGGAAAUUAAUUAGUAAAAUAUUAGAAUACUGUAACGUCACUCCCUCCCUCGGAAAUGCACUUGUCCUCAAGUGCAAAGAUAACUGUUGCUGUUGUAGAAAAUUCACCUUUCCCUCUUCAUGCAGCCUCUAACUUGUAGUCUAUGGAGCACAUAUGCCCGUAUUAGCAUAGAUAGAACUUUUAGGCUCCAAUUUUACCUUAUUGUAGCCUCAUCCAUCCUUGGGUUGUUCAUUAUUUUCCCAAAUUUUCAUGGAGAACAGCCUUGUGCAUUGAUGACCUUUUACGUACUGCUCCUCGCAGUUGAAACAGAGCCCUUUACUUCACCUUUCUUCCAUCCCUGCCCUAGUGAGACGUUUCACCAUCGAUGGCCUAGUUGGAUUGGUGUUGAUUUUUCAUUGCAUAGGUGGAAGGCUAUUAUUUUGCCACCCUCCCUGUCUCUCAUACAAGUGGGCCAAACUCAUUGCACUAGUCAAGACUUUUGGAUGUUGAACUCUACCUCUAGUGCAAUAUAAUCUUGCAAACCAUUAAUGAAUAAUUGCACCUCCUGCUCUGCAAUUAGAGGGUUUGCACAUGCUGCAAGUUGCUUAAACAAAUGCUGGUACUCCGUGACUGUCCUAUCUUGCUUUAGUUUUGCUAAUUCACCAAAUUUAUUAUUGCGAAUAGGCGGGCCAAAUCUUAGAUUAUAUUGUCGCUCAAAAUCAUCCCAACUCUAGUAAGGUCAGUCUCUUUCCAUCUUUAAAAACCAUAAUUGUGCGUUACCUCUAGAUGGAAAGAUGCCAAGCCCACUUUAUCUUCCUCAGAGAUAUGCUGGUGACGACAAAAAUGUUCUCAUCUAUUUAACCAGCCUAGAGGGUCAUCUUGACCACUAUAACAAGGAAAAUCCAGUUUGGAAUACCUUGGCAUAAGAACCACUCUCAGCUGGUUCCAAACUACUAUUUAUCAUUGUUGGCUUUGUCAACUCUGCCUCCACUGACACUGCUAUCCUGAUGUCCACUAUGCCAUGCUGACUUCGCUGCUGCAAUCUCUUGGGACAGACCUUCCAAUUUCUCAAAUUUUGAACAGGAUGCCGAUGUUCCUAUGCCAGUACUUCUGAUAGAUCAAGAUUCUGAUUCUGAUGCAACAAGCGUACAAGUAAGCUUUGGAGAUCGGCUUGGAGCUCUCAUUGACACGAUGAAGGCCUUGAAAGAUUUGGGAUUGGAUGUGGCAAAGGGUUCUGUUCUCACUGAAGGAUCUGUCAAGCAAAUAAAAUUCUUCAUUACACGCUUAGACAGUGGGCGCAAGGUUGAAGAUCCUGACAUGCUAGAGAGAAUUCGACUUACCAUCAUUAACAAUCUUUUGAAAUACCAUCCGGAAUCUAGUGAGCAACUUGCUAUGGGUGAGGCUUUUGGAAUAAAAGCUCCUGAGAGAAAGCUUGAUGUUGAUAUUGCAACUCAUAUUCAUGUAAAAGAUGAUGGACCUAAGAGGAGCUUGCUUUACAUUGAGACAGCAGAUAGACCUGGAUUACUUGUAGAAAUGAUCAAAAUCAUGGCUGAUAUUAAUGUUGAUGUCGAAUCAGCAGAGAUUGAUACAGAAGGAUUGGUAGCCAAGGACAAGUUUCAUGUCAGCUACAGAGGUGCAGCAUUAAACAGUUCAAUGUCUCAGGUGCUGGUAAACUGUUUGCGUUACUACCUUCGGAGGCCAGAAACAGAUGUAGAUAGCUACUAACACUUGGAGCCACUUUUCAGUUGGAAACCGAAUGUAAAACGGUCUCUGUACCAAAAUCAUAUUCAGCAUAAAGUCACCUGUUAAGCUUGUAUGUAUAUCUCUAGAUACUGAAGGACAUGCCCUUGAAUUGAAAUCUGAUGCUUGUGGAACAAAAAUGCCUGGGACCCCAUCCUUCAUCCUAAGAGAUAAUCAACAUGGAAUGUUGAAAACUCAAA